GUCGCCCGCGCGGCGAGAGGCGGAGGAGCACGCCGCGCGACCGCGUCCACAUGGGCAAGAGCUCCCCGAUAAAUAACACCGGCGCGCGGGAUGCUCGCUCGCCGCCCACCUACUGCUCCCCGUCCCCUCCCCUCACCUCUCGAGAGAGAGCCCUCUCCCUCCGGCCGGCCGCCUGUCUGCCAGCCAGCCAACCAUCCAUCCUCGCCAUUCUCACGUACGCCGUCGUCGCUCCCGAGGCCCGCCGGCCCACGGAGGACGCCUGAUCGAAGAGGCCAUGGAGCGGCGGCUGUGGGCGCCGGCGCCGGCGCUGGUCUGCGGCGGCAAGCGGGGCAAGGGCGACGACGCCGUCGUGGACCCGCUGGGCACGGUGGUCGAGUGGUUGUGCCGGGCCGCGCUGCGGCCGCCGCCGCCGCCGCCGCCGCCGCGGGUGUGCGGGACGCCCGGGGGCCCGCCCGUGACGGCGCGCCGGGUGCGGCUCAGCGACGGCCGCCACCUGGCCUACGAGGAGUCCGGCGUGCCCAGGGAGACCGCGCGCUACCGGGUCGUCUUCUCGCACGGCUUCACGGGGUCCCGCCUCGACACCCUCCGCGCCUCACAGGAAGUGGCCGAGGAGCUGGGCGUGUACAUGGUGGGCUUCGACCGCGCCGGCUACGGCGAGAGCGACCCCAACCCGGCUCGCUCCGUGCGCUCCGCGGCGCUGGACAUGGAGGAGCUCGCCGACGCGCUGGGCCUCGGCGACAGGUUCUACGCCGUCGGCUUCUCCCUCGGCUGCCACGCCGUGUGGGGCGCGCUCAGGUACAUCCCGCACAGGCUGGCGGGCGCCGCGAUGCUGGCGCCCGUGGUCAACUACUGGUGGCCCGGCUUCCCGGCGGCCAUGGCGGCGGCGGCGUACGCCCGGCAGGCGCGCGGCGACCAGUGGGCCCUGCGCGUGUCUCACCACGCCCCCGGGAUCCUCCACUGGUGGAUGGACCAGCGGUGGCUGCCCACCUCCACCGUCGUCGACAACACCACGCACCUCCCCAACAAGCGCGACGCCGAGGUCCGCCGCGCGCUCGCCGCCGACGGCACGCUCCGGCGGAAGCGGGAGGUGGCGACGCAGCAGGGGAUCCACGAGUCCUACUACCGGGACAUGACGGUCAUGUUCGGCAAGUGGGAGUUCGAUCCCAUGAGCCUGCCGGCGCCGCCGUGCCCCGUGCACCUGUAGCAGGGCGACGAGGACGGCCUCGUGCCGGUCGAGCUGCAGCGCCACCUCGCCGGGAAGCUCGGCUGGGUCAGCUACCACGAGCUCCCCGGCACCGGCCACUUCCUCUCCGCCGUCCCCGGCCUCGGGGACACCGUGCUUCGGACACUUUUCGGGUGAGCCACCGCAAAGCCGUGGUAGUAGCUUAGCGGGUUAUGCAAAGUACAGAACAGUGAAAAGAUGGUCAUGAUACAUGGAGACACGAGAGGCAGCAUGUAGAGUUUGUUCUUUAUUUCUUUUUGUUUUGUAAAAGGAAAUUUUGCUGCCAGGAAGCCCCUGAAAUUUGGGGACAGAAAGUGAUGUUCUACCAUUCUAUUUCAAUUUUUUAAUUCUCCGUGUCUACAUUCUUUUGUUUAGGAUGUAAUAUGAGUUAACCAUUGAGUUAGCGGUACACGGU
Messenger RNA from Panicum virgatum (switchgrass), 1637 nucleotides. RefSeq lists its product as uncharacterized. The transcript has 2 exons. Bases 275 to 1204 code for a protein of 309 amino acids. Lineage: Eukaryota; Viridiplantae; Streptophyta; Magnoliopsida; Poales; Poaceae. The record is from RefSeq and is a predicted model, not a curated record.